AUGGCAGGAAUACCUCGAGCAGCGCCAGCUGUAAACAAAAGGACGAAUACUAUGCGACCUCCACCAAGACCUUCAAGUUCUCUGGCUCCUAGACCCUCAAGUUCUCUAGCACCAAGACCUUCUAGUUCAAGAACAAUCUCCGCAAUGCCACCGCCGUCGAGAUUUGGUCCAGUAUCACCAACAGGAUCCGUCGCAUCGGUUGCAACAUCUACAACAGGAACGAAGAGGAAAGAGAGAGAUUUUGAACACGAUGGAGGUGGAGAAACAAAUAUCAACGUCGUGGUACGAUGUAGAGGUCGAAAUGAGCGCGAAGUCAGAGAAAACAGUGGAGUUGUACUUUCAACAGAGGGAGUAAAGGGCAAGAAUCUUGAUUUAUCCAUGGGACCUAGCGCGCUCAGCAAUAAGAGCUACCAAUUCGAUAAAGUCUUUUCAUCUGCUGCAGAUCAAGCAAUGAUGUUCGAUGAUGUUGUAACUCCAAUUCUUGACGAGAUGCUUGCGGGAUAUAAUUGUACGAUAUUCGCAUACGGUCAAACUGGAACUGGAAAAACAUAUACGAUGUCUGGAGAUAUGAGCGAUCAUUUUGGAAUCCUUUCAGAUAACGCUGGAAUCAUACCUCGUGCCCUUCACGCCUUGUUCAACAAACUCGCAUUAGACGAUGCAGAAUCCUCGGUGAAGUGUUCAUUCAUCGAACUCUAUAAUGAAGAGCUGCGUGACUUGAUAUCGGUGGACGAUAAGACAAAAUUGAAGAUUUACGAUGAUACCAGUAAGAAGGGAAGCUCCAGUACAAUUGUCCAGGGCAUGGAGGAAUCGCAUAUCAAAACUGCUGGGGAUGGUAUUAAGAUUCUACAAGAGGGAUCCUUCAAACGACAGGUUGCAGCAACCAAAUGUAACGACCUCAGUAGUAGAAGUCACACGGUCUUCACAGUCACUGCCUACAUCAAAAGGACAGCUGAAAAUGGGGAGGAUUAUGUUAGCGCUGGCAAAUUGAACUUGGUUGAUUUGGCAGGAAGUGAAAACAUUCAACGCAGUGGUGCCGAGAACAAGAGAGCUGCUGAGGCUGGUUUGAUCAACAAGAGUUUAUUGACUCUUGGUCGUGUCAUAAAUGCUCUGGUGGAUCGAAGUUCUCGUGAAGUUCAUAUUCCUUAUCGUGAAUCCAAACUCACUCGUCUUCUUCAAGAUUCAUUAGGUGGACGAACGAAAACAUGCAUCAUUGCUACAGUUUCCCCUGCUAAAAGUAACUUGGAGGAGACAAUUUCGACGUUGGAUUAUGCAUUCAGAGCCAAGAACAUUCGCAAUAAACCUCAGGUCAAUCAAAUGGUCAACAAAAAGACACUCCUUAAGGAAUUCACAUACGAAAUCGAGAAACUCAAGGGCGAACUUAUUGCCGCUAGGCAGCGAAAUGGAGUAUAUCUUACCAAUGAGAAUUACGAGGAGAUCACAGUCGAAAGUGAAUCGCGAAGGAUACUCAGUGAAGAACAAGGAGCGAAAAUCGAGACUAUGGAAACGAAUCUCCGAAAUAAGGUCCAGGAAUUGUACUCUUUAACUUCCAACUUCAUGACUAUCAAGAGAAAAGUCGAGAUCGCAGAAUCAGUGUUAGAUGAGACAAAGGGUGUCCUAGAGCAAACAGAAUCGGUACUCGAAAAUACUCGCCGGACUUUAGAGGAAGAAUCUGUUCUUCGAAAAGCUCACCAGGACACCGAAAAACAACUAAGUAUUAUUGGUGAUGAGCUUCUUCAUACUUUGGGACGCACAGUAAACGACGUUAGCGGUCUUCAUGAUAAGAACCGGCGGAAGUCAGCCCUUCAGACUCUGAAUCGAAAUGCCUGGGGCCUUUCACAGGCCCAGGUCUCUGAGGUAACGAAUCUCGUUGAAUCGCGGGUCGAAGGAUUCCGAGUUCAGCAACAAGAACUUAUGGCCGCCGUCUCAGGCCGAAUGCAAUCAUUCGUGGAUGGCGAACUGGAAAGGUUGGCGGCAACACAAGCAUUCCUGGAGGAGAACGUUGUCGCUUUUGAAAACUCCGGAAAGGAGGUGACCGAGCAGACGGAUUCGGCCAAGGAAAAGACGAACGCAGUUUUGGAGGAGAUUAAAACUCUUCGGGCAGAUGUCAAGGCUCGAGUAGGAGAGGGUCUCCAAGGUUUGGCGGUUGCAGCCGAAAGAAUUUCUGCAGAGGUUAUCAGUGAGCUUGGUUCAUUUCAUACUCAGCUUCAUGGAUCAUAUAGCUCGCUCGGUCGAGAUUUCAAGUCAAUAUUUGAAGACCUUCUCAAGCACGUCAACGCGCAGAAGGCCGAGGCGAAUGAACUGAGACAGCAACUUCACGCCGCUGGUGAAGCCGCCAUAGAAUCGAAUACCGCCAUUAAUUCAAAACUUGAUGAGGUAAUUCAAGAAGAACGAAAACAAACCGCCGAGGAUCGUCAGAACCUUCUUUCGCAAAUCUCGACUUUGGUGAUGGCCCAAGGUGAAGCUCAAGAUGCACGUCUUGGCAAUAAAAUCGCAGCCGUUCGAACGGAUAUUCAAUCUUCCAACGAGUCAUUCGAAGCAACUCGAGUUCAAUAUAGUCAAGGCAUGGAUGCCUGGAAUGAGAAAGAAGAACGACUCGUCGAGGAAGUCUUGAGAUCUAGAGAGACUUUGAAGACCAAGCUGAAGGAUGACUGGAUGGCUGCUAAUAAACAUAACUCAUCUCUUCAAGCAACAACUAGAUCUGUACAUGAUGAGACCGUUCGUAUUGUCGAUGAACAAAUGAAGGAUAUCAGCACUCAAAUGCAAGCACUCGAUGACUUUGUCACUCGUGCACGAGCGCAAAAUGCGGAACAUCACGAUCUACAUGCGCAAUCGCUUCAAGGUCUAUCAGCUACUGUAAAAUCUUCUUAUGACAACAUCGGUACCCAUUUUGCAUCAACAUACGGUCGCGUUAAAAACCUCGGUGAUGAAAUGGCCUCAAAAACAACAGCCUUGGCCGAGAACCUCGUUCUAUUAGACGACAGCCUUCGCCAACCACUUGCGAACCUCCGCACCAACAUUGCUGGAACGGCUAUACAGGAGUACAAGCCAACAGGAGAGACUCCCCAGAAGGUUCAGUAUCAAUACCCAAUGCAUUUGCCUCGGACUGAAGCGCAUGAAACACUCCUGGCAGCUCUUCGUCGGCCACAAGCCAUGACAUCACCGAGCAAAGUUGUUAUCCCAGUGGUUUACAAUGACUUUACGCCUUCUAGAGAUGACGAGGUAGCUUUUGUUCCUUUCUCUGAACCAGAAAAUAAGCCAACUGGACUUAGGGAGAUCGACGUGAACAUAAACGCCGGAACACUGAACUCGGAGAUCCAAAGCCUAAGCCAAAGCCUGAUGUCAAACGGUUCAGUCAAAUCCAUUGAUUCCGAUGGGUCCACCCCACCUCUCAAGAAACAAGCAACUGGCAAGAUACUAAAGCCAAGAUUAUCGAAAAAGCCGAGUGUAGUUGCUUUAGAGGGAAGAGAAAACGCGAUACCAGGAUCUGAGGUGUUUGCACAGAGCACAGGAAGAAGACGAAGUCCAAGGACAGCAGGAUAA
Messenger RNA from Sclerotinia borealis F-4128, 3540 nucleotides. The record is from the annotation of a GenBank genome assembly. Lineage: Eukaryota; Fungi; Ascomycota; Leotiomycetes; Helotiales; Sclerotiniaceae.